AUGUCGACCUCAUACUAUGAACCACAGGGCUGGCAAGCUCCUGCUCGUCAGGCUUCAUGGGAACAGCCCGUUCCUCCGUCUCGCUCAGGAACCAGCUCGGUCUCUCAAAGAGAUGAAUCGUCCGCAUUUUCUUCGCAGUUCGACGAGGUAGACCGCGCAAUUGAUAACUUGGUUAAAAGUGGAAAGCUCUUCAACGGUCCCCGAAGAGAAUCGAUGCCGAUGAUGAUGAUGGGACGCCACUUUCCAGAAUACGACCCUCGAAUUUCCGCCGGAGGCAUGCCACCCCAGCGACACCACUCGGUUAGCGAAUUUGAUCAGACUCGCGGUCACCCCGGAUCCGCGCUUCAGGGAUUCUAUGCUUCUCAGCGCUUCCAGGGUCGUCAGUCGGAGACAGAACAGAUGCUGCAGGCCAAACGCCGAAUGGCCGCACAACGUGAACGGGAGCUCCGUAACUACCAUCAGGAGCAACAAUACAACCGAAGCCUUCUUGCCGAGAUGUCCGGAAACAAAUCCGACCGCUCUCUGAGUCCCGCUGCAAUGAGCGAGGAAAGUCGCCGCGAAUUGAUUGCACGCCAACAUCGCGCUCUGUAUGGAAAUGAAAGUCCAGCCUUUUUCGCACCAGGUUCCUUGGGUGAGGAUGCCCACAGCUCUCGCGCCGACAACACGAAUAGCGGCACCCCAUCUGUCAGCGGUGGUGUCCGUGGAUCGUCUCCUCGAGCAGUUGACCCGUUUGGCAUGGGCCAGUCACAACCCGAGGGAUUGGGCCAGGGUAAUGGACCGAACCCUGCAACUGGCCGCCAGUCUCCUCGUGCUAAUAGCACCACAUCUCCCAACACCGGCGCCAAUUCGUAUGGCCUGUAUGAGAACGUCAAUGUCGAGCAGCCAAGUACCUCGAACUCUUCUCCCGGAGGCGCGGACUCGCCGUCGUCUCGACAGCUGUCUUCCAAGUCCACCGGCCACUUGGGGUCUGUUGGACCGAUCGGCUCUCGUCCAUCUCAGCCGGCAGUUAGCCAGGCUCAAAACCCUGCUUUGAACAAGCGAUCCACUACGCCUCUGCCUUCACCACUAGGCUUUGGCUUUGCGCCAAACGAGAGUGCCAACACCGCAAAUGAGCGGUCCAACUCUUCGGCGUCCAACCCUACCACGAAAGAGAGCGCCUUCUCGUCUGGAUGGGGCAGCAACAGCGGCGUCUGGGGCAAGAACCUCGGAGUACAAGCCUCUGUUUGGGGCUAA
This is a messenger RNA of Talaromyces amestolkiae, 1233 nucleotides long. RefSeq lists its product as uncharacterized. The record is from RefSeq and is a predicted model, not a curated record. The coding region runs from base 1 to 1233 and encodes 410 amino acids. Lineage: Eukaryota; Fungi; Ascomycota; Eurotiomycetes; Eurotiales; Trichocomaceae. The transcript has 4 exons.